Messenger RNA from Eucalyptus grandis, 2166 nucleotides. RefSeq names its product growth-regulating factor 7. The transcript is spliced from 4 exons. Gene Ontology annotation, molecular function: ATP binding. Gene Ontology annotation, cellular component: nucleus. Gene Ontology annotation, biological process: DNA-templated transcription; regulation of DNA-templated transcription; developmental process. Bases 561 to 1985 code for a protein of 474 amino acids. The record is from RefSeq and is a predicted model, not a curated record. Lineage: Eukaryota; Viridiplantae; Streptophyta; Magnoliopsida; Myrtales; Myrtaceae.
GGUGGUGAGAGCAUUACAUGCAGAAAACGAUAGACGCGACAAUAAUGAAGAGAGAGAGAGAGAGAUAGAGAGAGAGGGAGAUUAGUAUCUUUCUCCCUACUUUGUCUUCUAGUGUGGUGCGAAUGUUGGAAGCAUGGAGGCAAAGCAGAGGCCGAGAAUGGCGGCAGCCCAUUUCCUCCUCCUCCUCCUUCUCGACCUGAUUCCGAAACCACCACAUUAUCGCGCUAUUAUUAUCGUUCCCACCUUUUUAAAAAGUGAAAAGGAUGAUGAAAUAUCUGCGAUAUAAGACAUGGGUCCUCUCAGUUAUCUCCUGCGAGAGCCCCUCUUGAGAUCUCUCUCCCUCCCUCUCUUUCUUUCUUUGCCAGAGACACGUUAGGCCUGUCUGAAACGGAGAGUCUUGGUGUUUUUCUUUCCUUGUUUGCUUAAAGAACGACCUGGGGAUCUGCUAUUUCGGUAAAGUUUGAAUCUUUAUGGGUGGAGAUGGAAAUGGCAAUGUUCCUGGGACUGAUUUGAAGCAGUGACCGAGCUGAGACAGACCCUCUUUUUUUUUUUUUGAGACGAUGAUGGUCCAUCACGAGAAUCAUCACGGCGGCGGCGGCGGUCCCGCCGGCGGUGCGUUUCCCAAUGUUUUUCUAAUUCCUUCUGAUGUCUCUGGUGGUGCUCGUGGCGAUAAUGGUGGACUUGGAGGUGGAUUUGUGAGAAGUGUGCAGCCUUAUGACAUGGCUUCUACUGUUCACACUGCCUUCAAAUCCCCUGGAGCGAUGUUGGCAUAUCCCUUUACACAUGCACAGUGGAAGGAGCUUGAGAGGCAAGCUAUGAUUUACAAGUACAUGAUGGCUUCCGUUCCAGUACCUGCUGAGCUUCUCAUCCCCAUCUUAACGCCCAGGGACGGUCUCUCUCGUUAUCCCUUUGGGAAUGGCUAUGGUCUAAGAUACUCAAGCAAUGGAGAUCCGGAGCCAGGGAGGUGCAAGAGAACGGACGGUAAGAAGUGGAGGUGCUCGAGAGAAGUGGCUCCUGAUCAGAAGUACUGCGAGCGUCACUUGCACAGAGGCCGUCCUCGUUCAAGAAAGCCUGUGGAACUCCAUCCCUCCGUUUCCAAGAAGACCCGCCUUCUUCAUCAACCCAGUCCUCUUCCGAAAACAGAGGACCCUUCUUUGUUUCUUCAAAAGCCCAGUCAGAGUUCUCACUCUCUCGAAUCUCCGCUCAAGGAAGCUAGGAACACGGACUGGCUCAUGAUAGGAGAAUCUUCUCCAGUUCCAAUGCUGGAUCAACAACAAUGGCCAAGUACGAUGCAUGGCAAAAUAGGAUCAACUGCUGAGAGCUCACUCGACAAUUUCAAUCCUUUUCUAGUGAAAGAAGAACCCCUGAACCUAGGUUUUUCCACAGGUUAUCCUUCCGGUGAAAUCCAUCAUUUCGGCAAAAACCAAUAUUUCCUCAACUCAAAUUCGCUUCCCCUCGACAAGCCCAAGAUUGAGAAUCCCAAGGGAUUCAUUGAUGCCUGGUCCAGUUCGGUAUCAGCUGGCAACAAUAGCCGCUGCUCUGUUUCGUCAGAUGAAAAUAUCUCUCUUUCCUCACUCACUCUGUCCGUGGGUGGCAAUAAUUCAAUCCAAGACGAAAUGGGCCGAGCGCAUUUGGGCUUCAGUGUCUUGGAUUCUUAUCGGAAUCCAAGCAAGAGCCACUCUCAUGCCACUUGGCUUGGUUCGAAUUCAUGGAUUUCUUCAACGCCUGGAGGACCAUUGGCCGAAGUGCUCGGACCUGGUAUAAAUGCGACCCUUUCUAGUCCUCCAUCUCCUGGCGUAGGUAAUGAAGAUCCUGGUAGUGUUUUGACGACUACAGUUUCUUCUCCUUCAGGGGUCUUGCAUAGAACACUGGCUUCUUUGUCUGAUAGUAGUGGCGGUAGCAGUCCGACCCCCUCAAGUUCCAUGGUGAGGUCAGAAAUCACUCUUAAGUGGUUCAAUCCCAACAAAUUGGCAUCGUCUGAUUGAGGAGGCAGACUUUUCUAGUCAUCUUUGUGCGUGAGCUGUUACUUGACUGUGUUCCUGAUGAAUUUGCUUUGCAAUUUACUUUGGGCAAAAGUUGUAAAAUGAUUUGUGAAUUGCUGGAAAUCAAGACAGAUUGUUAAGUUGAAAGCACGCGACGGGUAUGUGAAUGCCGAUUCCUGAUGAA